UGUCAAAAGUCCAAAGUGUCUUCCUCCGAAUGCGUGUGUUUCUCUGAAGUUUCGUGUUUCUGAGUCUGUUUCUCCACUUUCCUUCCACCCAUCUUCCUUUCCUUUAAGAUUCUCAAUAUCUUGAAAUCAUAACAAUCCAAAACCAUCUUCCUCUUACUCCCUUCACUUCCACACUCUCCUCUGUUCCUUCUUCCACCAUCUCAAUGGCCUCUCACCCAAACCAAACAGGAACGGGAGCUGACGGGCAAGGAGAAAAGGACCCCCCAUCGCCGAUCCCAGCAUCAGCCUUUCAGAAUCCACUUUCUGAGAUAUCGCCGUCACCGUCGCCGUCCUCAUCGACAGCUCCGGCGCUGGUGCUUUCGAACUCGGGGAAGCGCAUCGACCAGACGGGGAGGAAGAAGUACGUGAAGCAAGUGACGGGGCGGCAUAACGACACGGAGCUGCACCUGGCGGCACAGAGGGGCGACGUCGGCGCCGUGAGACAGAUCCUUCUCGACGUCGAAUCUCAGGUUAUGGGAACUCUCGGCGACGGCGACGACGACGAUCUCGACAUCGAGAUUGCGGAAGUGCGAGCUUGCCUCGUCAACGAAGAGAACGAGCUCGGUGAGACCCCUUUGUUCACUGCAGCUGAAAAGGGUCCUCUCCAUGUCGUGAAGGAGCUUCUCAACCAUUCCACUGCUCAGACUGUUUCCAAGAAGAACCGAUCGGGAUUUGAUCCCUUGCAUAUUGCAGCUAGUAAAGGCCACUACUGUAUGUAGUAUCUCUCUUUCUGGUACUUGUGUUUCUUUGUGCUUCUUUAGUUAGUUAUAC
Vigna angularis (adzuki bean) is the source of this 810-nucleotide messenger RNA. Its product is annotated as ankyrin repeat-containing protein ITN1-like. The transcript has 2 exons. NCBI's taxonomy places the organism in Eukaryota, Viridiplantae, Streptophyta, Magnoliopsida, Fabales, Fabaceae. The record is from RefSeq and is a predicted model, not a curated record. Gene Ontology annotation, cellular component: plasma membrane. Gene Ontology annotation, molecular function: protein phosphatase regulator activity; protein phosphatase 1 binding. Bases 204 to 758 code for a protein of 184 amino acids.